This is a messenger RNA of Lineus longissimus, 2960 nucleotides long. Its product is annotated as TWiK family of potassium channels protein 9-like. Gene Ontology annotation, molecular function: potassium ion leak channel activity; outward rectifier potassium channel activity. The record is from RefSeq and is a predicted model, not a curated record. Gene Ontology annotation, cellular component: plasma membrane. The coding region runs from base 370 to 2166 and encodes 598 amino acids. The transcript is spliced from 2 exons. Gene Ontology annotation, biological process: stabilization of membrane potential; potassium ion transmembrane transport. Lineage: Eukaryota; Metazoa; Nemertea; Pilidiophora; Heteronemertea; Lineidae.
GUCAUCAGAAAUAUCAAUCUGACUUCUAAUCUGCCCCGUAGUGGGUGCGCGAAGAAUUAACCACUAGUGUCUGGUGGGCCGCCAGUUGUUCUGACGGAGGAUGCGAAGGUAGAUUCGAACGUAUAAUGUAGGUACUAUGGUAGACAGAAAAGGUGAAUCUUUACACUGUGAAGGAUUGUUCAGGUGGCAUGCUUCAGUGGCACUUUGUCAAAAAGAAGAAAACGUGUUCAUGUUUUCAGAAUAUGCUCAGGAAUAAAACUUUUUGAUGGCGUCGUGAACGGCAAAAUAACUUUUUGAAGACGUAGUCCAACUUGUGUGAGAGACAGGGACAAUUUAUUACAUUCCAAAUAAAACGUGUGUCAAAGGAUAAUGUCUACUACUGUGUCAACCACGGCGUUGUCGGAGCAGGAAGUCGUGGCCCCUACGGUGGACGCGGGGGCAGUUCAGAUUGAGAUGGGUGAUACUACGGCUUUGGCGGAAGCGCCGCGUGUGGAACUUAUGAUGGACGAAAAGGCAGCAGAAAGAGCAAGAAUGAGACGAGAACACAUUAGAAAGGUCAAAAUAUGUUGUCAGAAAUUCUGGGCAUUUUUGUUUUCUCACAUUGGAUUAUCUGGAUUAGUGGUGGGGUAUUCAAUCAUGGGAGGGUUCCUUUUCCAGGCCCUCGAGGCCCCUAAAGAGAAACAAGCCAUGACGGAUAUGUUAGCGUUACGUAAUGAUACUAUAGAGGAUAUAACAGAAAAAGCAAUGAAGUUGUUUAACCAAAGAGAGGUACUGCGGACAAAUGUCUUACAACUUAUAAAAUCUUAUGAGGAGAAAUUGAUUAAAUCAGUGAAAGAAAACGGGUGGGAUGGAAUAAAUAAUUUAGAAGAAACAAAAUGGACAUACGCUGGAGCAUUAUUAUUUGCAGUAACAGUCAUUACGACGAUAGGUUACGGGCACGUAGCACCGAAAACCAACGCAGGUAGAAUAGUAACAAUUCUUUACGCACUUGUCGGCAUUCCGUUGACGUUUUUAUGCCUAGCCAAUAUUGGUGACUUUUUAGCGGACUGUUUCCGAUGGAUGUACUCAAGGAUCUGCUGUGGGCUAUGCUGCUUGUUAUGGGCGCCGCCUAAGAAACGGCAACGAAGAAUGAGAGAGCUUGAAAUGCAGCAGGAAGCAAAGGAACUAGCUAAAGAACAAAAUAAGGAGCCGGGUAGUACCAAUAAAAAGGAUAAACGUAAAGGUAGUGAUAAGAAAAAGGAUAUGAAUAAGUCAAUGAAGGUGAAGAAACGAAAAUCAAAAUCGAGGAAGGAAGAUAGAAAUCGAGAUAGCGGGUUGACUGAGACGAGUUUGUUGGAGCUGUGUGACGAAACCCAGCAGCAGCAUGAGGCCAAUAUGGCGGACAUGGACGCAGAUCUCGCAGAAACGGAAUUCCAGGAUAUCAUGAACCAGUAUGAGGAGUUUAAAAAUAGUCAAAUAUCUUUGGCAGAUACUAAAAUUCACCUUAAGGACGAGGAUGUUAUCAUAAGUGUUGAUCAGUUGUUUACUUGCAAGGAGACUGAUUUGACGAAUUUGUGGGACCAUAAUGCGCCCACGGAAAUAGCAUCUGAUGCGGACGAUACGUUGAAAAGAUCAAAGUUCAGUCGGAAAAAGCGCUCGUCGAGACGGCGACGAAAUCGAAGAAAAGAUAAGCGGUGGAAGAGUGAUACGGAGAUUAUGUUUAAGGAUUUAGGUAGAGAUAGAGAGAAGGAUUCGGAGAGGGAUGGGUGUGAAAAAUACAGUGAAGGCUUAGAGGUUCUUGAUCGUGAUUAUGACGAUACAAAGUCCAAUAAAGUGGAUAUUUCCAAAGUCGACAUAAAAAAAGUCCGCGUUCCGAUAUCACUGUGUCUUUUAGUUAUUCUCUUGUACAUAUUAGCCGGGGCAUUACUGUUUUCCCGAUGGGAGUCAUGGGACCCUCUCACUGGAUCAUAUUUUUGUUUCGUCACUCUCAGCACCAUUGGUUUUGGUGAUAUAGUGCCUGGUACUCAGUUAGACGCCUGGGAAUCCCAGGAAAAACUUGUGGCCUGUGCCAUGUAUUUGGCAUUGGGUCUCUCAGUGCUUGCCAUGUGCUUCAACCUGAUGCAAGAAGAAGUGAAGGAGAAAUGCAGAUGGCUUGCAAGAAAGGUUGGCAUUCUGGAAGACGACUGAAUCUUACUACUUCAUUCUAUUAAAGGAUUAAUCUACUUUUUAUGUAGGUGUCCAUUUUACAAUGUAUGUCCAUUUCUAAGUGCGGGUUCUGAUCCUUUAUUUAUGCAUUCAUCACUUUCCUCAAGAAUUACGCUUAUCUUAAGAAGUCUUAUGGAAAUGGCAAUUCAAAAGCACUUAAAAUCCUGCUUCACUUUCCUUUUUUUUAGAACUGAACCAAUCAGAAGCGGUUAUUAACGACCUACGAUCAGCUUUUCUUUAGGAAAGUGGUGAGUUAGCCCUCAUCAAGUUCAUGUAUCAUUGAGCAAGAUGACUCCAUCUCCUGGUUAUAAGAUAAACCAGCCACUGUUCGCCCUUCUGUUCUUUCAUUAGACCUGUGAACGCAUCGACAUCCUAUACUCUCGUUAUAUAUAAAUAAACUAAAUAGUCCAAUCUUUCUAAGCGCUAGUUCACCUGACGUUCUGACAUGCUAUGCAGUCCGGUAUCUUUAAGCACCAGACAUGCCUGAAAAGAUUGUGGAGCGUUUUCAAAGUUCCAAGCCACAAAAAAAAUCCGGUAAUUCUUCAACUAAUUAUGGAUGCCUCACUAUAACCGCUGCCGCCAGAACAAGGCACAAUGCUUCAUACGCUGUUACCAGUGCUGGACUGUAACAAAAAUGCUUUAGAAUUAUCAAAAGCAAGAGACGAGAAGCUUUAAACCCGACUCUGAUAGCUGAAUCUACAAAAUGGAGAACACAUCAGGGUGAAAUUCACCCCACCCCAUAUCCCUUACACUGUUUUCCCACAGUUUUCGCAAGA